Molecule: messenger RNA, 1919 nt
Organism: Paecilomyces variotii
Lineage: Eukaryota; Fungi; Ascomycota; Eurotiomycetes; Eurotiales; Thermoascaceae
Product: serine/threonine-protein kinase RIO1
Exons: 1
Coding region: 69-1784 (571 amino acids)
Biological process (GO): maturation of SSU-rRNA
Cellular component (GO): cytosol; preribosome, small subunit precursor
Molecular function (GO): ATP binding; protein serine/threonine kinase activity
Source: RefSeq, a predicted model, not a curated record
ACUUUUUCAACGCCUCCGGGUCCUCAUUUUGUCCUUUUGACAACAUCUUGUCUCCUCAGACUUCCACAAUGGCUUCAGCUGGCGGAGAGACCCGGGCUGCCGGUAUUGCUGAUGGCCAGGCGCCUACACACACAUUUGUCCCUAACCAGGGCUAUCUGAACUCUGCAGACAGCCCCGCCGCCGCGGGGCAGGACAACACAGAGGUCCAAGAAGACGGCGAAGAGGACGAGGAUGAGUACUACGACGACAUUUUCGAAGACGAUAUUGACGCGGACGAGUUCGUCUCUGCGAACCCUGCAGACUUCACAAAAUCCUACAACCGUCAGCGGCGCAUAAAUGAACUGUCGCAAGAUCCUACUGUCCCCAAGUGGCAAUAUCCAAAGACGAACCCCCAGAAACCUACGGUCAACACGCUCGCUUCCGUGGAUGACCAGAUAUCGUCUCUGUCGCGACAUGCAGCCAAGAUUCGUCUGGAUGACAAGCAGUCGGGGUUGGGUGGCCGUGGUGAGCGUAACGUCGAUAAGAGCGACAGAGCCACUUCGGAACAAGUGUUGGAUCCACGAACGCGGAUGAUUCUGCUGCAGAUGAUCAACAGGAACAUUGUGUCGGAAAUCAACGGAUGUCUCUCCACUGGAAAGGAGGCGAAUGUCUACCACGCUGUAUCAUUCCCGGAUGACGAGGAGUCUGCGCCCGUUCAGCGCGCGAUCAAAGUCUACAAGACCAGUAUUCUUGUCUUCAAGGACCGAGACAAGUAUGUUACUGGAGAGUUCCGUUUCAGACAGGGAUACAACAAGAGCAACAACCGAGCCAUGGUGAAGGUCUGGGCAGAAAAGGAGAUGCGAAACCUGCGACGUAUCCACGCUGCUGGCAUUCCCAGCCCAGAGCCUCUCUAUCUCCGACUACACGUCCUCGUUAUGGGCUUCCUCGGAAAUUCCAAGGGUGUCCCAUCCCCGCGACUGAAGGACGUCCAAUUCGAUAUUCCAGACCCCGAGACUAAGUGGCGAUCGCUGUACAUCGAGCUACUGGGCUACAUGAGGACAAUGUACCAAACAUGCAGACUCGUCCACGCUGAUUUGAGUGAAUACAACAUCCUAUACCACAACGACAAGCUGUACAUCAUUGAUGUCAGUCAGAGUGUGGAACACGAUCACCCUCGUAGUUUCGAGUUCCUCCGAAUGGACAUCAAGAAUGUUAGCGAUUUCUUCACUCGAAAGGGUGUGCACGCGUUGUCUGAACGGACUGUCUUCGAAUUUAUCACGUCGGCUGAAGGCCCGACUACUACACCGGAAUCAAACGAGCAGAUGACUGAGACCAUCGAGAAAUUGUUCGCUCAUCGAGCCGACAAUGAUGAGCAGGAUGCUGCUGGUGAGGAUGAGGUGGAAACCGCCGUGUUCCGUCAGCAGUAUAUCCCACAGACACUCGAGCAGGUCUACGACGUGGAGCGGGACGCAGAAAAGCUUCGUACCGGCGAAGGAGACGACCUCGUCUACCGAGACCUGCUGGCGCAGAAGAAGAAUACCUCCGACGAUAUCGCAGCCGAAGUGAAGUCAGAUGAGCAGUCUGAUCAGAGUGGUGGCGUCUCCGUCUCCGGUUCUGAAUCCGACUCGGAUGGAGAGUUGGAUCCCUUCGAGAAGAAACAACCUCGCGGCAAGCGCUUCGAGGACAAGGACGCCAAGCGUGAACACAAGCGUCAAGUGAAGGAAGAGAAGCGUGAGCAGAGAGCUAAGAAGAUGCCGAAGCAUCUGAAGAAGAAGCUCGUCAGCCAGUCCUCCAAGAAGCGCUGAAUAGCUGCAUCCGUUCCGGUUCAUUUCUUUGUUUAUAGUCUGGCCAUCUUAAGCGGCGUUAUGGUUGAUUGUGAUCUUCUUUUUUCCCUUCAAUCGAAUGUUACGAAAUGCAUGACCGAAAUAUCGAAUUGACGU